Myxocyprinus asiaticus (Chinese sucker) is the source of this 3133-nucleotide messenger RNA. It is a transcript of the gene vsir, whose product is annotated as V-set immunoregulatory receptor. Gene Ontology annotation, cellular component: plasma membrane. The transcript is spliced from 7 exons. Lineage: Eukaryota; Metazoa; Chordata; Actinopteri; Cypriniformes; Catostomidae. Gene Ontology annotation, biological process: positive regulation of regulatory T cell differentiation; regulation of immune response; negative regulation of CD4-positive, alpha-beta T cell proliferation. The record is from RefSeq and is a predicted model, not a curated record. The coding region runs from base 208 to 1047 and encodes 279 amino acids.
UCUUGUUUCUCUGCUUCUUCACUUCUGAAGUGAUUCUGAGAAGUUUAAGUUACAAUAACAGCCUACACAGCAGCAGAGUUCACAUUACACUGGAAUAAGAGAAAGACUAAACAACAUUUCUAUCAUCAUAGUUGGAGCUAGAGGAAUUUGGCACUCAACUGAAAACGUUUAAAGAGUCCUUGUGAAAGUUAAAGGAGAUUAGGACUGAUGGAUGUACUUUCAGCUCUGUUGAUUUGCGUUCAUCUGUGUACUGCGGUUCAAGCGAGCGUUGAGCAACACUCUUUAACUGUCAGCGUGCCCCAUCGGAUAUAUGAGUGUCCCGAGGGUGCCAAUGUCACUCUGACAUGUACCCAGUCCGGAUCCAAGGCUCACCCAGAGGACAGGUUAUGGCGCACAUGGCUCUUUACAUCUCGUACACAGGAGCAUUGUCACAAGGGGGUACAUCCACGUGGGGUCAGUUCCACCAAUCACUCAUUGGGUGUAGAAUAUGGCGUCAGUGAGCAGCUCUACUUGGUCACCCUGCAGAACGUCAAGCACCGGGACCAGGGCAGAUACUGCUGCAUGUUUCUGGACAUCCAGAACAAGCACAAGAUUGAACAGGUGGCCCAUAACUAUAUCUACCUGACUGUGAUGCCAGUAACAAAAACUCACAACGGCAGUCUGACGUGUUCUGAGAUGGCCCACAAUUCUUCAGAUGACUCUGUGGCUGAAGGUUUGGCAAUUGCAGCCUGUAUUGCUUUCAUUCUGUGUCUCCCUCUCAUACUGAUGCUGAUUUACAGACAGAGACAAACAGCAGUGAGAAGCAGACGUGCACAUGAGCUAGUGCGUAUGGACAGUGAAGCGCAAGGGCAUGAGAACCCUGUAUUUUUGGGCGAUUCUCCACAGCCUAAAACUCGGACUGUAUCCCAAAUUAUGCGGCAAUCAUCAGAAACAGGACGCCACCUCCUGUCCGAUCCCGGAACGCCUUUCUCUCCUUGCAUACUAGGGGACGCCUUCUUCCCUGCGCAGGAACCUAUUCCCGAGUCUCCCAACUUGCUGCAUGAGUAAGAGCCAUCACAUUCACUCCCAGGAACAACUGGUGCUUCUACCUUCUCUCCUCUACAUCAUCAUGCCUCUAUUCUACCUGUCUUCUGCACAGAUGAUAAGAAGAGACCCCCCAAAAGGAGAAUUCAACUAAUCUCUCCACUAUUGCAGUGGGGCACCUUUUCUGAUUAUUUCUUUGCCUGUAUGCUGACUGUCUUCAAACAGGUUUUCUACUCAGUAAUGGGAAGGAACUGAAUAUUCCAGAACUUUGGGCAACAGGGAAACUAUGAUCACCACGGAUGUAACAGGGUAUUUUCAUAAAGGGGAUCCAAAGAGGACAAUCUAUUUGGCAUGUCCUUUCUUUAUUUAAAUGACUGAGCUUAGCUGUUUGCACACUUAAACUGUAGAUUUCUCUUCAUUUUGUGCUACAUGUGUCAGUUAGACUGUGGCUUCAAUUGCACUUACUGUAAAUGAGCAUUUUUCCUCUCAUUUUCUUCUAAUUAGUCUAUACCAAUCCUCCCCCCUCCACUGAAAGAUUCUGUUCAUCCUCCAUUUAGAGGUCAGGGAAGUAUUAAUACCUCAUUCUCUCCCGCUCUCCUCAUUUCAAGAUUGAGUGUCUUAAUAGUCAGUGCUCUGUGUGUCAAUACUCAGUAUCCCAGUACUCAGUUCUUCAGUAGUAAGUGCCUCAAUGCUCACGCCUCCUUGCUUUGUACAUAUCGGCUCAUUAUAGAUCCCCAGAGCAAUGAACAUUGCGCUAUUACUGCCUGAUUAAACAGUAAUAUGAUGCACAUUUUAGUCAAGUACACUUUCGCCAUCUUAAAGAGAUUCAGUUGUCUGGAUCACAGUAGUGGAGGGGUGCUGUACAGUCCCAGCAGAGUAAUCCAGAUUGGGGUGGUCUGCUGUAUCCUCCGCUAUAUAAAGUUCAGAACUGGCCUGCAAGAUGGGAACUGCACCGUGCAAUUUUAGUUCAGCAGUUUCUAUGGGUGCGUUUGCACUGUUGCCUUAUCUGCAAAAUUGUUUUAGUGGUGCUAAACCAGUGUGUGCAAUUUAUCAGUAUCGUACUUCUCAGUACGUCAGCGUGUCAGUACUGAGUAUCUCCCUGAACUCUGUAUCUCAAAGCCCAAGUACUCAGUUCACAGUGCUCUUGCUGUCAGACAUGCUGAGAAACAAUGGGCUAUUUUAAACCUUUUCGCAGUGUGUGUGAAUCAUGUAUGUUGCUUGGAUUAUGCAUGUUCUCAGAAUUUGCGCAGUGUCUUGUGGUAAAUGUUUCAUUUGUGACAAUCAAAUCGACAGUCUCUCAUGCUACUGGUGGCUUUAAGGGUCAGAUUGAGAGUUUAUAAAUGGAGAUUUUGUCUGAUCCAAAUCUUCUUUUUUUUAUACAUUGCCUUAUGCCUUAUGUUGUGUGUGUGUCUGUGUGGGCGGGUUUGGUUAGUUUACAAGGAAAUUUUGUAGGUUACAAACGGGUAAUUACAAGGGUAUUAUGCUAUAAAUGUGGUUUAUGAGGAUAUUUCUAGUGUCCCCAUAAUUCAAAUCCCUUAAAAAACAUACUAAAAGCUAUGUUUUUUUUAGGGUUAGGUUUAGGGGUAGGGUUAGGGUCAGGGGAUAUAAUCUAUAGUUUGUACAGUAUAAAAAUUAUGUCUAUGGAGAGUCCUCAUAAGGAUAGCCGUACCAACAUAUGUGUGUGUGCGCGUGUGUGUGUGUGUGUGUGUGUGUGUGUGUGUGUGUGUGCGCGUGCAAAAGUAUUUUUAUUUUUAGGUCUUUUUUUAUUUUUAACCUUUUUUUUUUUUAGAAGUUUAAAAGUUUAAACCCACUGCCAUAAAAAGUGCCAAAACUUUGCUAUGUAGAUGGAUGUAUGGAAGGCUGUAUAAAUGAAUGUAUAGGUGAUUUAUAGGUAAAUGUUUGUGAACUUGCGUUUGUACAUAUGCUGAUAAAUAUAACAUUUUUUGUACAUUUUAAUUGCAUUUUGAGAUUGUAGAUUUCUGUGUGCCUGUACAGUCCCAUAUAUGUAGCUCCAGACAUGAUACUGUGCAAUGUAAUACAACUGCUGAUAAAAACCAAAAAUUGCUUAUAUCUUUUUUUAAAUACAAAUAAAUAAAAUAUUCUGAUGGAA